Aspergillus versicolor CBS 583.65 is the source of this 596-nucleotide messenger RNA. RefSeq names its product cupin domain-containing protein. NCBI's taxonomy places the organism in Eukaryota, Fungi, Ascomycota, Eurotiomycetes, Eurotiales, Aspergillaceae. The record is from RefSeq and is a predicted model, not a curated record. Bases 124 to 513 code for a protein of 129 amino acids. The transcript has a single exon.
UAAACUUGCUGCAAAACUACUUCCAGCGUCUAUUCAACCAUCUGCACUUGUCCCAUCCACAAGCAACAACAUCCAUCCUAGCCACACCACCAAGCACAGAUUCUGCGAUAGCCAAAAGCAAACAUGCCUGAAUCAAGAAUCAUUUCCACCGCAAACAAAAAGCCCACUCAGACCACAGCAACCUUCACCGGCCACGUCCUCUCCAACAUCAUGCACCUCGACGACAAGGCCGUGAUCGCCAGUGUGACAUUCUCCGCAUGCGCGCGGACACACUGGCACACGUACGUGGAAGGGCAAAUGAUCCACGUUCUCUCGGGAAGUGGAUUGAUCUGUGAUAAGGGAGGGAAGGCGAGGAGGAUUCGGGCGGGCGAUACCAUCUGGGCAUCUCCUGGGACGACGCACUGGCAUGGGGCUGAUAGUGAGGAUGGAAUGACGCAUCUGGUUAUGGUGACUGGGGAGAUGAAUUGGCACGAGCCUGUUACUGAGGAGGAGUAUGAAAACCGGGAACAAUAGCAUAACCUAGGUUCUGAUAACCUAGGUCCUGCUGACAGGCUGUACGGGCCCUGGAUACAUUACUAGCAGCAACAGAGUGCCAG